AUGAUCCUGGAUGCUAUUUCCGGUCUUGGUGAGAUGAACAAAGGAGGUUUGCCGUUACUUAUGGGUGAUUUCGCAGUAUUCGAUAUACUUUUCCCUCUUUCUUGCUUUGCAUUAGCUGCUAUUUUCUUCGGCUAUAGAUUCAACGAAAUAUCGGCAUUUCCAAUUGCUGCAACUAUUUUGACUACAGUAUAUACAGCAAUUACCUGGAAAUUUUCGAUUGGAUAUAUGGUUGACCCAGUUGGAUAUAUUGCAUCAAAGAAAUCACUUUGGUAUUCUAAGGAAUUACAAAGAGAUAUUCAAAGAUUUAUGAAUGACUUCCAAUGCUGCGGAAUUGACCUCAAUGAUACAAUUAACAAUCCAAUGUGCAAUCAUCGUGACCAAUGGUCAUGCGCACAGGGCAUUGCUCUUCACAAAGGACAUAUUUAUAGGGAACACGCUUAUUCUUUGUUCAUAAAAUGCUUCUUACCAAUAGCCACUACAGCUAUUUUAUGGGCUGUCCACCUUACAGGCGGUAUUAAAGAAUCUAAUGAUAAUGAUCAGAAGAAACCCUCCGAAUCAAAACUAUAG
Messenger RNA from Trichomonas vaginalis G3, 567 nucleotides. RefSeq lists its product as uncharacterized. The record is from RefSeq and is a predicted model, not a curated record. The transcript has a single exon. NCBI's taxonomy places the organism in Eukaryota, Parabasalia, Trichomonadida, Trichomonadidae. The coding region runs from base 1 to 567 and encodes 188 amino acids.